AUGGAAGGAAAAAAACCACUCUGUGCAGAGUGUAGUGUUGCUGUUAAUAAAUUGGCAUCUUAUAAGCUGCACAUCAGUGAUGCUUACUUAUCUAUGGCCUGUAAUUCCUUGGAAGACACAGUACAAUCUCUUUUUGCUGAAUUCUUUGAAGACCAAGCCGAUGUGAAGAGGGAAAAUGGAAAGCAAUUCAUAAAAUAUCUAAGAAAAUGUGGGAAUACACUCUGCCUUCCAAUGUUUAAGAGGCCUGAGAUAGAUAACUGGGGAACUGGCAUAAGCGCUCUAGAGUGUGCUCUGGAAUUGGAAGACCAGUUAACCAAGCUCCUGCUGGACCUGAAGACCACAGCUUCUGCCAACAAAGAAUAUGAUCUCCUAUGCUUCUUGGGAAAGUUCCUGGAUGAACAGGUGGAAAACACAGAACACCUGAGAAUCCAGCUAAGCUAUCGUAAGCAAUUAGAAAAUGAGGCCAAGAAGGAGAAAGACCCAUUGAAAAAGCCUGCUGAAGUGUUAGAAAGCUGGGGUCUUCUGGAAUUCAAAGGACAAACCAAUGACCCCAGACUGAACAAAGAGGGCUUUUUUGGGGACCACAGUGGCAACAAAAGGCCUGAGGUAGAUAACUGGCAAACCGGCAUAAAAGCUCUAGAGUGUGCUCUGGAAUUGGAGAACCAGUUAACCAAGCUCCUGAUGGACCUACGGAUCACAGCUGCUACCAACAAUGACAGUCAUCUCUUGAGCUUCAUGAAAAGGUUCCAGGAUAAACAGAGGAAGGACAUAACCCACCUGCAACACCAGAUUGUGUAUUUUAGAAUAUUAGAAAAGGAGGUCCAGAAGGAGGAAGAAAUGUUGAAAAAGGCUGCUGAAAGAAAGCCUGUUGGAUAA
Eptesicus fuscus (big brown bat) is the source of this 876-nucleotide messenger RNA. Its product is annotated as ferritin, spleen middle subunit-like. The transcript has 7 exons. The record is from RefSeq and is a predicted model, not a curated record. Gene Ontology annotation, molecular function: ferric iron binding; ferrous iron binding. Gene Ontology annotation, biological process: intracellular iron ion homeostasis; iron ion transport. NCBI's taxonomy places the organism in Eukaryota, Metazoa, Chordata, Mammalia, Chiroptera, Vespertilionidae. Gene Ontology annotation, cellular component: cytoplasm. Bases 1 to 876 code for a protein of 291 amino acids.